Molecule: messenger RNA, 1572 nt
Organism: Kalmanozyma brasiliensis GHG001
Lineage: Eukaryota; Fungi; Basidiomycota; Ustilaginomycetes; Ustilaginales
Product: 2-oxoacid dehydrogenase acyltransferase, catalytic domain protein
Exons: 1
Coding region: 1-1572 (523 amino acids)
Cellular component (GO): cytoplasm; mitochondrion
Molecular function (GO): acetyltransferase activity; lipoic acid binding
Source: RefSeq, a predicted model, not a curated record
AUGCUCGCAAGAACAGCGCUGCGUCGCGGCCUGCGAUUGGCCGCUACUUCCACAGCCAGCAAAGCAGGCUCGUCGUCGACCCAGCUCUUCAAGCGGACCUAUGUGCAGCAGUCCUCCUCCAUCCCCAUCGUGAUGGGAAGCUCAUCAACAUCACUUCGAAGCUUCGCAACGACACCACGACGACAGGCGACCGAGAUCAAGCCGUACCUCCUUGCCGACGUCGGCGAGGGCAUCACUGAGUGCGAGAUCAUUAAGUGGUUUGUGCAGCCGGGCGCGGUGGUGCAGGAGUUCGACCCCAUUUGCGAGGUCCAGUCGGACAAAGCGAGCGUAGAAAUCACGUCGAGGUAUGCGGGCAGGAUCAAGCGGUUGAUGCACAAGGAGGGGGAUGUUGCGAAAGUCGGGCAUCCGCUGUGCGAGAUCGAGAUGGAGUCGGAUGGUACAGGUGCGGAGGCGAGCGAGGGGGUACAGGAGGAGCAGGAGGAGGUACAGAUCACAGACGUGUCGAAAGACUCGGAGUUCAAGGCAGUGAAUAUGGAAGGCUUCGUCUCGGCUGAGCACAAGCACUCCAAUGGCGGAGGCAGUCAUGCUGUCGGGAACGGCAAGGACGUCUUGGCGACUCCAGCGGUCAGGAGGGUAUCGAGAGAACACAACGUAGACUUGGCACAGGUACGAGGCACAGGCCGCGACGGCAGGAUCACCAAGGAAGACGUGCUGAACCACAUCCAAAACGGGUCCUUGUCCGCCUCACCCUCGGCUUCUGCCGCCUCCUCGAGCAGCGUCUCUUCCUCCACCUCCUCUGCGGCGCCCGGCACGACCGAAGUCAUCGACCUGACGCCCGUCCAGCGAGCCAUGUUCAAAGCCAUGACGGCCACGCUCUCCACGCCUCACUUCGCCUACUCGGACGAGAUCGAUGUCACCGACUUGGACAAGGUCCGCGUCUUGCUCUCGAAAUCCAUCCCCGAACGCUACACCGACGCAGGCGAUGCAUCCUUCACCAAGCUCACGCUCCUCCCCUUGCUGGUCAAAGCAAUGAGCCUUGCGCUGCACGACCAUCCGAUGUUCCGCUCGACGCUCAAUAGCGAACAGAAGCUCGUGCGUCGCUCGUCGCACGACAUCUCGAUCGCGCUUACGAGCAAGGUCGGGCUCCUCACGCCCUGCAUCACCGAUGUCGCGUCCAAGUCGAUCUACGACCUGUCGGGGUCCAUUACGCGGCUGCAGACCGUCGCUGGCUCGUCGAAAGGGUUGUCGCCCGCCGAUCUCAAGACGUCAGGCACCAUCACGCUGAGCAACGUCGGCGCAGUGGGAGGCGGGACGUACACCCAUCCUCUGUUGCCGCCAACCGGUCAGCUAGCGAUUGGCGCGCUGGGCAGGAGCAGGAUCUUGCCCCGCUUCGCGUCCGAGAUUCCUUCGCUGGGCGUCUCGGACCCGGACAAGAUCGUCCGAAGGCUCAUCAUGUCCGUCUCGUUCACGGGCGAUCAUAGGGUCGUAGAGGGUGCGGAUCUUGCGAGACUCGUCAACAGAUGGAAGCAGCUCGUCGAGAAUCCGUCGCUCUGGCUCGGUCUCUUAGCAUAG